AUGCUGUGCAACGGUAGCCUUCUGCUUGUCGUUCUGUUGUCCUUUGCAUCUCAACAUGCCCACGCAGCCAGGCCGAGAGAGCUGCGACAACAGCACAACCCCAGCAUCCUCCUACCGCCAGGCACGCCUGAUAUUGACGGGCAUGGGAAUAGCCAAGUAUCCUCAGAUCUGGGAGAGCGUGUAUUCAAGCUCCGCCACAUCUACCACCAUGGCAUACAGAAAUACCCCAAUCUCCACCGCUAUGUCGACGUAAAGCCCGAUGCGAAGCUACAGGUCCGGACCUUGGAUGGAGAGCUGGAAGAUGCGCCGACCGAUUUGCGGGCACGAGCAACAUGGUUGAACAUUCAGCGCAUGGAGGACAGGAACAAGUCGGCUAUCGACCAUCUAUUGAAGCAUUCCGAGUAUUUUGGAAGAGCAGCACAUCUGCCGGCUGAUGCAUGGACGGUCGACGAAAUCGAAGCACCAAAUGUCACAGACAAGAGCACGGUCCUGACAUUCGCAAAGAUGGCUGCCAACGCAUACAUCCAAUCACGCCUGGACGGAGAGUGGCAGCCUGUCAAAGGAGGCUUCAACUAUACCGACGACUUUGGCUGGGAAUCCGACGGUCUCCGCGGGCAUAUCUUCGCUGAUGAGACCAAUGCCACCGUCGUCAUCGGUUUGAAAGGAACUUCCCCCGCUAUCUUUGAUGGUGCCGAUACGACAGGAAACGACAAGCUGAACGACAAUCUGUUUGGCUCAUGCUGCUGUGGCCAAGGCGGCCAGUACUUGUGGAAGCAGGUUUGCGACUGCAUGACUUCCACCUAUACCUGCAACUCGACGUGCUUGGUGCAAUCGUUGAGGCAGAAGAGUCACUACUAUUGGGCUGUGCGAGACCUCUAUCAUAAUGUGACAGAACGCUAUCCAAACUCGUCCGUCUGGCUGUCAGGCCACUCACUUGGAGGCGUGGUUAGCUCCAUGCUUGGCCUGACGUAUGGCCUGCCGACCAUGACUUUCGAAGCAUUCCCAGAUGCAAUGGCUGCUCAGCGUCUUGGACUACCAACGCCACCUGGCUACAAGAUCGGAUCACACCAAGCACGAGUAAAGACUGGUGUCUAUCACUAUGGCCACACUGCUGACCCCAUCUAUAUGGGCACGUGCAACGGCGCAUCGGCCUUCUGCACGCUUGCCGGAUACGCCUUCCAGGGUGUCUGUCACACGGGCCAGACGUGCAUAUACGACACCGUUGGCGAUCUUGGCUGGCGAGUCGGUAUCGGCACACACAAGAUUGUCAAUGUGAUCAAGGACGUGCUCGAGAAGUACGAGACUGUACCCGCUUGCGAGGAAGACAAUGAAUGCGUGGAUUGCUAUAAUUGGAAAUUCUACGAGAGCAACGGGACAGAAACCACCACAAGUAGCAAAACUUCGUCGACUGCUACGCGAACGCGGACCGAGACUUGCAAGACACCCGGUUGGUGGGGCUGCUUGGAUGAAACCACGACUACGACAACAUCAACCACGAGCACAUCGUCGACUUCUACGUCCACGUGCAAAACUCCUGGCUGGUUUGGAUGCAACGAUCCAGUCACAACGACUGAUACAAACACAAUUACUACUACCAGUGCAAAACCUGGGCACACGAUUACUACGAUUACAACGACAUCGACAUCGACAUCGACUUGCAAGACACCCGGCUGGUUUGGCUGCGAUGAUGUUACUACAACAAAAUCUGCGACCCCGAAAAGCUCGUCUAGUCUCCCAAUUGCAACAAGCACCACAACUGCCGAUGACUGCACAAGCCGAGAGUGGUUCGGUUUGAUCUGCGUUGAUCCUUCUCCUACAACAAGUUCUGCCUCAACAGCAACUCCAACGACAAAUUCUGGCUCAACACCAACGCCAACGCACCUUCCGACCGCGAGACGGAAACACUGCGCGAGUCGACAAUGGUACGGCACUUGCAAGGAGUGGCGAUUCGAAGAUGUUUUUGAGCCUAAAUGGGAUCUUUAGUGAUGACCCGAAAUGUGUACAUGACCUAUGAAAGCGGCGUUAUGGAUACGAUUGAUAGGAGACGGCAUUGCAUGGAAGGAGCAAUUGAUGACAGAUAGAACGAUACCACAUGUCGCACAAUGCAACAUCAAAUCUGC
Pseudocercospora fijiensis CIRAD86 is the source of this 2120-nucleotide messenger RNA. RefSeq lists its product as uncharacterized. Gene Ontology annotation, molecular function: glycerophospholipase activity. The coding region runs from base 1 to 1983 and encodes 660 amino acids. Lineage: Eukaryota; Fungi; Ascomycota; Dothideomycetes; Mycosphaerellales; Mycosphaerellaceae. The record is from RefSeq and is a predicted model, not a curated record. The transcript has 3 exons. Gene Ontology annotation, biological process: neutral lipid catabolic process; macroautophagy; multivesicular body membrane disassembly.